Molecule: messenger RNA, 2474 nt
Organism: Spizellomyces punctatus DAOM BR117
Lineage: Eukaryota; Fungi; Chytridiomycota; Chytridiomycetes; Spizellomycetales; Spizellomycetaceae
Exons: 3
Coding region: 694-2193 (499 amino acids)
Biological process (GO): ubiquitin-dependent protein catabolic process
Cellular component (GO): cytoplasm
Molecular function (GO): zinc ion binding; ubiquitin protein ligase activity
Source: RefSeq, a predicted model, not a curated record
CCAUAAAUGGGUGACUGCUGGUUAAUGGUGGUGGAGUGGUACAUCAGGAUAUUGAGAACAUCAGGACAAACUCUCACACACGAUGCCCUAGCGAGAGUGUGCACCUGAUGCUAUCUGGAAAGGAACACUUGAGAGACUAAAAGUGGCUUUGAGAGGUAUACCGAGAAUCGAUGUUGCGUAUGAUUUUCUGUUGAAGGCGCUUUUGGAGGAGUAUAGGAACAAAGCAAGAUUCAUCGGCAAAGUAAGCGGAGUGGAUUUAGAGAUUGCGAGCAACGAAUAGAUCCCCUGGAUUGUUGCGGGGUACCAUGGCUUAGACAGCACUAGAUCAAUUGAAAUGAAAGGAUCAGCUUGAAUGAAAGAUGCACUUGGUGAGCGGGAACUAUGAAAAGCCACAUUUGGUGGAAAAUGGAGAUGCAACGUCACGUCAAAAGGGAUGAGACCCUCGAAAAAAAAACGCCAUAGUCACUGCACAAAGUAGACUAGACAAGUAACCCGUUUCCAGAACGGUUGAUAGGAUCGAUGAGUUGCGUAAUGAGAUUGUGUGGUGAGCGCACACGAGUUAACUAUUGGGGGAGGGAUUAGAAUUUAAACUGGCCCAACAAACUCAGCCCAUCGUUAACUUUGUGGGGGGCGCGUGGAGUGUUGCAACUUUUUUGUUCAAUCGUUCCCAAAAAAACCUACAUACCUGCAGGAAUGAGAGCUGCAAUUGUCUUUGUGACUGCUCUCUGUGCAAGUAGGGCAUGGGGCAUGCCCGAAGCAUCGUUUUUUACUGCAGUCGUCUCGUCCGCUUCCAGUGGCAACCUGGACACAUAUGAUAUUAUAAGUGCGCAGCCCAUUACAGGAAUUCAGUCUCCGGUGUUUCCACUCUUAUUCAACACUCUAGCGGCCCCUGCUUCAUGGGUGGGACAUGUACAAGACGUUGCUGAUGGGUGUGCGUUCAACACUACUACUCUGUUGAGCCUUGGCAAUAUCCGUCGGGUGCCUCUUCUCGAACUAGGGACUGCGGAUUGUGAACCACUAGACGCUCUACAAGGAAUCUCUACAUUACGUCCUGCUGGCGUUCUCGUCUAUGCCGCAUCAUCAGAUAAUCAGCUCAAGUAUCCAGAUACCUUGGAGCAGUCCCGCUUUCCCAUCAUUCAGAUUGAAAGGAAGGUGGCCCAAAGCAUUAAAACCGCGAUUCUGGAGCUGGCAAGCCGGAAUAUCACUGGUGCGGGGGCGGUGAAUACUUCAAUGGCGAUUGCGUAUGCGGCCGUGACUCAAGCGAUACCAGAUGCAACGCCAAGUCCACGCAUUCCGCAAGGAAAUGUGGAUGUCGGGUUACUCUGGCAAUUUGGACUGGCGCUGAUCGGUGGUAUCCUCUUUUUUGGCAUUCCCUGCACGUGUGUGCUCUCAUGGUGGGCUCGAAGACGGAUCGAAGCUAGCAGAGCACUGACCUUGGCGGAUGUCGAAGCGAAUGUGCUUGUGGCCGACAUGUCCUCACACCAGUCGAGCAGCAACCUUAUGAAGGAAACAGAUUUGAAGCAUUUCCCCAUCAAACGGUAUCGUCCGCAUCAAUUCAAACGACAGCAGCUCUCAAUAUGCGACGAGAAGAUAUCUGUUAAGGAAUCCAUGAAGCGGGAAAGUGGUGCACCUCAGACGCCAACGACCUGCCCACCCGACUUCCUCCGCACUUCAACCUUCCCCGAUUCGACCAUCACCCUUUCAGAAGAAGAACCGCAACCACCUACCCAUCAAAGCAUUCCCGAAAUCAGCGACACUGCAUCCUUACGAUCCACAGCAAGAUCACUGGCAUACUGUAUCGACAAUUGUCCAAUAUGUUUGGACCAAUUUGAAGAAGGGGAACCUAUUCGAGAACUUUUACCGUGUCAACACUACUUUCACAACGAAUGCAUUGAACCCUGGCUAACUCAACGGAAGAGUAUAUGUCCCAUGUGCAGAAUAAAUCUGUUAGAGACUUGCGGGAGUUCCCCAAAUAUUCCUGGCGUGGAUCUCGGUGACGGGCUCACGGCUCCACGAGUUGAAGAGAGACGUGCAUUGGGUCAAGACCAACCGGUCGUUCACGAAGAAUUGUCCGUCGAUAAUGCCGCGACACACCCAUACCGAGUACCAUCCUAUCCGCACAGUGACAUUGGCACACGCGUUCCCCUUUACGACUUGGCAGACGGACACCCGCGAGAUUUAUCAAAUUCAUAGCACAUAGUGUAUAAUUGUAGUCAUUAUGUACAGAGCACGGUUUAAUCGGCAUUUUUACUUUUGUUUCGCAACGCAGUUUUUGAUGAUGGCAGUUUAGUUGAUGAGGCUUGGUGGCAGCCUAUUUGAUAGACGAAUCCAUUGAAUUAAAACACAACAAGUACAAAAAGUAGUACCCGGAAAUCCAACGUGCAAAUCGACCUUCAAAAGUGCUUGAUCUUUCCUACAUCUAAGCGUUGCAACAUGCAGUUACUUAAGAUUUAAGGCGCAGCAGAUAGACUUGA